Molecule: messenger RNA, 6339 nt
Organism: Hypanus sabinus (Atlantic stingray)
Lineage: Eukaryota; Metazoa; Chordata; Chondrichthyes; Myliobatiformes; Dasyatidae
Gene: tjp2a
Product: tight junction protein 2a (zona occludens 2)
Exons: 23
Coding region: 158-3778 (1206 amino acids)
Biological process (GO): protein localization to cell-cell junction; cell-cell junction organization; cell-cell adhesion
Cellular component (GO): plasma membrane; bicellular tight junction
Molecular function (GO): cell adhesion molecule binding
Source: RefSeq, a predicted model, not a curated record
GCGAGUUUCGGGGAAACUCAUUCAGUACUCGGAGGUGGUUAGCGUAACUUCACCCAGCUAUCAGCUACCUUUUUGUUGUGAGGAAACUUGUUUCUGCAGACCCCAACUCGCAUUGAUGUGAACGGAUAUUUAGCCCACUAUCGCUUCAACAGGAAAAAUGCCCGUCAGAAGAGGAGAGGCCACAGUCAUGGAAGAAGUGAUAUGGGAGCAGUUCACUGUGACUUUACAAAAAGACUCCAAGCGAGGAUUAGGUAUAGCAGUCUCAGGUGGAAAAGAUAACCCCAACUUUGAGAACGGUGAAACUUCAAUCAUCAUCUCUGAUGUGUUGGAAGGGGGCCCAGCAGAUGGGUUACUUCAUGAAAAUGACCGGGUUGUCAGUGUUAACGGCUGUCCAAUGGAAAAUGUGCUUCAUUCCUAUGCUGUGCAGCAAUUAAGAAAAUGUGGGAAAGUAGCCCAAAUAACAGUGAAAAGGGUUCGGAGAGUCCCAGCUCGGCAGCCCGUGACUGAGCCUGAGAAUCGGUCCUUCGAUGCGGCUGAUGACUACGAUCGCAGAAGCGAGCACAGUAUCCAGAGCGACAGGAGUGACGGUGGGCCCAGAGGAUAUGACUACAAUCAAGACUAUAGCCCAGACAGAAGCUACAGACGAGAUAGGGAGCGCAGCAGGAGUUAUGAGAGAGACCAGAAUAGAGAGCAUAGUCGCAGCAGGGAUCACAGCAGGGGGAGGAUAUAUGACGACGACAGAGGUCACGAGAGAAACUAUGGGCGUGAAGGGCCUGGGCGGGCGAGAUUAUAUGAUGAAGACCAGGGACACAAUAGAGCUUAUGAACAUGGUGACCGAAUCCGGGGAAGGGCGUACGAAGAGGACCGGGAUUAUGAUGACGCCUACGAGCGAGGUGACAGAGGUCGUAGAAGGAAAUAUGAUGAGGAUCGGGGUCGUAAUAGAGCCCAAGAGAUCCCAGCAAGAGCCUCGAGCCGUGAUCGACUCAAAUCCAGAAGCCCAUCACCAGCAUCUCUUUAUUCUAAUGAUCGGGGGCUUCCAAAACCCUACAGAGUUAUGCUGGUUAAGAGCAGAGAAAAUGAAGAAUAUGGCCUUCGAUUAGGCAGCCAGAUCUUCAUCAAAGAAAUGACUGGAAUAGGGUUGGCCGCCAAGGAUGGAAACUUACAUGAAGGGGAUAUCGUUCUCAAGAUCAAUGGGACAGUCACUGAAAACAUGUCCCUGGCUGAUGCCCGAAAAUUAAUUGAACGGUCACGAGGGAAGCUCCAGCUUGUUGUGCAAAGAGAUGCGAAGCAAACACUGAUCAGCAUUCCGCCUAUGGAUGACAGUGAGUCUGAUUCAGAAGACAUUUCCGAAAUUGAUUCAAACCGCUCGUAUUCACCUCCUCCGGAAGAAAGGAAAUCACCGCAUUCCGAUGCUUCUUCACAUUCUUCUGGAAGAACUACUGCCAAGAAAAGUUCCAAACAGGAGCCCUCCAACAGACUGGUGAGAAUGGGAGGCAUGCCAACUCCAUUUGCAACAAGGUCUGACCAACCCACUGUUGUUGACUAUGAGAAGGAAGAUAGGACAGAGGAGGAUUACAGAGCUUCCAAAGUUGAAGAACCAGUAGUAAUGGCUCCAAAGAAAUUUCUUCAACCAAGUCCAGAAGAUCAAGAGAUCUUUGGCCCAGAUACAAAAAUGGUGCAGUUCAAGAAAGGUGAUAGCGUUGGCCUCCGACUUGCUGGUGGCAACGAUGUGGGGAUCUUUGUGGCAGGAGUGCAGGAAGGUAGCCCAGCUGAGAAUGAAGGGCUUGAGGAAGGAGAUCAACUCCUUAAGAUAAACUACAUGGAUUUCCGUAGUAUUGUGCGUGAAGAAGCUGUUCUAUACCUUUUAGAAAUUCCGAAGGGCGAAGAUGUGACCAUCCUUGCUCAGAGCAAGUAUGACGUGUACAAAGAUAUAAUUAACUCUGGCCGUGGCGAUUCAUUCUUCAUUAGGACUCACUUUGAAUACGAAAAAGAGACUCCACAGAGUUUGAAUUUUACCAGGGGUGAAGUCUUUAAAGUCUUGGACACACUAUACAAUGGAAAACUGGGAAACUGGUUAGCAGUGAGAAUCGGCCCUGACAACAUCAGACAACUGGAGAAAGGAAUCAUUCCAAAUAAAAGCAGAGCUGAGCAAAUGGCCAAUGUGCAAAAUGUCCAGAAGGCAGCUUCAAGUGACCGAGGGGAUUUUUGGAGGUCACGAGGUCAACGGGCAGCAAUGAAAAAGAACCUUCGAAAGAGUCGCGAGGACCUCACAGCAGUGCCAGUUACCACCAAGUUCCCAGCGUACGAGAGGGUUGUUCUUCGGGAAGCUGGCUUUAGGCGGCCUGUGGUGCUGUUUGGGCCUAUCGCUGAUAUAGCUACGGAGAAGCUGGCGACAGAGUUACCGGAUGCCUACAAAGUUGCCAAAACGGAACCCAGAGAUGCAGGCUCCGAAAGGGCAUCUGGUGUGGUUCGAUUGAACACAGUCAGACAGAUCAUUGAAGAGGACAAGCAUGCUUUACUGGAUGUUACACCCAAGGCUGUGGAUCUGCUGAAUUACACUCAAUGGUACCCGAUCGUUAUCUUUUUUAAGCCAGACAACAAGCAUGGCGUUAAAACCAUGAGGCAAAGACUGAAUCCAACAUCCACCAAGAGUUCCAAGAAGUUGUAUGAACAAGCUGUCAAGCUAAGGAAGAGUUCUUCUCAUCUUUUUACAGAGACGAUUGAUCUCAAUUCCUCUCACGAUGGCUGGUACGGAUUGGUAAAGGAUCUGAUUCGAGAUCAUCAGGCUUCUGCAGUCUGGGUUUCGGAAGGCAAGGCUGAUGGACUUGGAGAUGAAGAUCUUGAGAUGCCUGACGAUCGCAUGUCCUAUCUGUCAGCGAUGGGAGCUGACUACCUCAGCUGUGACAGCCGAUUGAUGAGCGACUAUGAUGACACAGACACCGAGGGUGGUGCCUAUACAGACAACGAGCUGGAUGAGCCAAUAAAUGAGCCUCGAGUAUCUUCUGUUGCCAGAUCAUCAGAACCUGUGCAUUUUGAUGAGCGGAAGCCAAGUCCAGAACCACCUGUAGCUCGAGGACAGAUGAGGAGAGCAGGCAGCAGGGAAGUCCUGAGAGAUCCCAGCCCUCCUCCUGACUUCAGACCUGAGCCACCAAAGGCCAAAGCUGAAAUGCAUGCACACACGAAAGAGCCCCCGAAGCCACACUACGAUUCUCGUUACAGUAGCUCGAGUCCUGGGAGUAGCGAGCACCCCCGCAGUCAGGAGGCCACGAUCCCUUCCAAGCCACAGCCCCCUCCGGUGGCUUUGAAACCCUCGUUUGGGGCUAGAACGGCAGUCAAGCCACUGGCUGCAGCCACUAUGCCCCCAGGUGAAGAGGGUGAGCAGUACAUCGAUGAAGAGUUGGGAGAUGGGGACCAGCAUAAGUCAGUGUUGGGCAAAGUGAAAAUAUUUGAAAAACUGGAUCACAAAGCUCGAGCUCAGAGACUGCAAGAACUACAAGAAGCACAAAUGGCAAGACUGGAAAUUGCACAAAAGAACCCAGAUAUCUACGCUGUCCCUAUGAAACCACCUAAAGUGGAACAACCACAGUCACACAGACCUCCUGAGCCCCAGAAGCCCGCACCACAAUCCUACCUGGACCCCAGCGGAUUUGGCUACAGAGUGGAAGAUGAGGAUGAUGAGGAGGAGCAGUAUCGCAGACAACUUGCAGACCAUUCAAAGAGAGGUUAUUACGGUCAGCACGGACCUCAUACCACCAAAUACAGGGAUACUGAACUUUAGAAAAGGGAUACUUUAUAACCAUGGUUUUAAUAAAAUGAAAAACAAAACAAAAAACAGAUGUGCUGGAAAUGAUCUGCUGGCCCAUAAGCUCCUGGACCGUCAGUGACUGGUUAACUUGCAGUUGCUCCCAGCAAUAGUAACUUUAUUUCAAUGGGACUUGUAUACUUCGCGAAUGCUGUUCUAUCUGCCUUUUACUAUAGUUUUCACAUUAAGCUUUUUUUUACAUAAUUUCCAAUUCACGGACAAAUUAAGGUUUUAAAAAGUGGGCAGACAUUUGUAACAGAGUUCUGCACAGGAACACAAAAGUGCCUCGUGUUUAUUUUUCUUGAACAAAAAGCUUGCUUUUGGAGAAAAUGUUAUUGGUGAAGGUAAUGACACUGGACUUGGUAUGAAUUUGAGUUAUAUUUUUUAAAUGAUAAGCCAUUGUGGUGUAAAGAUCAUUUGGGACCAGAGGAAAGAGUCCUAAUUUUGUACUGCAUUUGCCAUUGACAUGUGCAAGAAUGUAUCUUGCACCCAGAGUGCAUUUUUUCUAACUUGUAAUGAUGGUAUUGAUUUUAAAUUGAUCAAAUAAAACAUUAUGUAUUUAAGUGCCAUUACUUUUUAGCUUGGAUAUCAAAAUGCAGAUAAAGUUUUGGUUUUGGGGAUUUUUGAAGAACUACUUAAUCUUUUAGUGCUUUUUAAAUUGUGAAUAACAAAAACUUUAUAUUGUAGAACAUUCUCAAGUUAUCAGAACCUCUCAAUGUGUUAUAACCACUGAAAUACUUUCAAAAGUUUAAUCACUUGAAGGAAAUGCCAAUUUUCACAAUCUUUCAAAUGAUUCAAUGGAAUCAGAAAUAUUAAAAUGUUAGAGGUAUUUUUGACUUGUUUAGUUCUACAAGGUAAAAUGCCACUGGCAGGUUUGGCCUCUGGAAAGCUUGGGAGAUGCUGCUUUUAAACUCCAGUCCAUGGCUGAAAGUGCUCCCAAGGUUCUGUUAGUAAGGAGCUCCUGGAUUUGAACCCAGUGUUGAUGAAUGAAGAGUUAAUGAUUUGCAAUCAGAAGAGUAUAUGAUGUGGAACAAACUCUGUACUCUUGUGUUCUCACAGAUGCACCUUGCCUUUCUAGGUUGUAGCUCUAGGACCAGAUGUUUGAUGCCUAUAACGGACAAUCGUGAACUGUGUGAGUGAAUCUGAGGCUGAGAUCAAUGUUGAUGUCUGCUUUUACCCCCAAAAGAUUGGUUAACUAACGUACAGUAAAUUUUAAAUAGUCCUCAAAUGAACUGUUUCUGGCACUUGUGUAAUAUAUUUUUCCCGAGCCUCAGUCCACUUGUUUAUCAAUUCCUGGUUCAAAAUGAAGUUCAGAUGAACGCCAGUCUUAUUCAUAAUUAAAUUGACAGCCUGUGUAAAUUUAUCUCCCCCUGUACCUCAUUGUGCCUGACUUAGAAAUGGUGAUCAUAAAGUCACUUUUAAUUUUGUAUAUUUCAACAACUUUUAUUUAAACAUUUUCAACAUCUAGGCAUUGCAGCUAAGGCCAACAAUUAAUUGUCCAUGUCUGAUUGUUUGAUAUAAAGAUUUUAUUGGGCCAUUUCAGCAGAUAUUUGAGUCAACCAGAUUACUGCGAGUCUGGGGAUGCAUAUAAAUGAGACAGUAAAAUGACAGAUUUUGUUUCCUGAAUGACAAUAUUGGAUUGCUGCAGAUGUAAUUAUCUUAUGGUCAUAUUUGUAAUUUAAUUUUUUUUUAUUGCCUGAAUAGUCCUCCAAUGUAGGGAAAUUUGAACUUUAUCACUGAAGCAUUCAUCCAGGCUCCAGAUAACUGGCAACACACAGAAAAUGCUGGAGGAACUCAGCAGCCGCUGUGGAAAAGAGUAAAUAGUUGACAUUUUUGGGCCGAGAUCCUUCAGGACCGAGAGGGAAAGAGGGAGAUGCUUGAAUUAAAAGAUAGGGGAAGGGAAAGGGGCUGGCUGGAAGGUGAUCGGUGAAGCCAGAUGGGUGGGAAAGGGCAGGAAUGGAGAAGAAAGAAUCUGAUAGGAGAGGGUAUAAUAGGAGAGAGGGAAGGAGGAGGGGACCCAGGUAAUAGGCAGGUGAGAAGAAGUAAAAUGUCAGAGUGGGGAAGAGAGGAAGUGGGGGGGAUGAAUUUUGUUCACCGGAAGAAGAAAUCCAUAUUUAUACUAUCAGGUUGGAGGGUACCCACAGAAUAUAAGGUGAUCCUCUUCCACCCUGCGGGUGGCCUCUUCUUGGUACAAAAGAGGUGGCCAUGGAUCAACAUGUCGGAAUGGUAAUGGGAAUUGAAAUUAGAGUGGUUGGCCAUUGAUAAUAGGUCCGGUGAAUGCAAGACGGCCCAAGAAUCUCGCAGAACUAGAAGCAUUUUGCAAAGAAGAAUGGGCGAAAAUCCCCCAAGCAAGAAUUGAAAGACUCUUAGCUGGCUACAGAAAGCAUUUACAAGCUGUGAUACUUGCCAAAGGGGGUGUUACUAAGUACAUACUGACCAUGCAGGGUGCCCAAACUUUUGCUUUGGGCCCUUUUCCUUUUUUGUUAUUUAGAAACUGUAAAAGAAGUAAAUAAAAAAAAAAGUAAUCCUGCUUAAUA